Messenger RNA from Rattus rattus (black rat), 441 nucleotides. Its product is annotated as 40S ribosomal protein S27-like. The record is from RefSeq and is a predicted model, not a curated record. Gene Ontology annotation, molecular function: RNA binding; structural constituent of ribosome. Lineage: Eukaryota; Metazoa; Chordata; Mammalia; Rodentia; Muridae. Gene Ontology annotation, cellular component: ribosome; cytosolic small ribosomal subunit. The transcript is spliced from 3 exons. The coding region runs from base 1 to 441 and encodes 146 amino acids. Gene Ontology annotation, biological process: translation; ribosomal small subunit assembly.
AUGCCGGGACUCGGUUCAUUAGAUGAGUCCGAGUCUGAGGAGUUUUCCAGGUCACUCGCCUUGGCCUCCAGCGUCAGCUGUUGCAUCUUUUUCGGCUUUUUGCGACACAGCUUUGGAGAUGAUGAAGCCCGAUCCGCAUUUCAGGCAGGACUGAUGGCAGAGGAUGACUUUCCCAGAAGUGCGAACACGCCUCUCUCAAAGGAUCUCCUUCAUCCCUCUCCAGAAGAGGAGAAGAGGAAACACAAGAAAAAGCGCCUGGUGCAGAGCCCCGAUUCCUGCUUUAUGGAUGUGAAAUGCCCAGAAUGCUAUAAAAUCACCACGGUCUUUAGCCACGCACAAACGGUAGUCGCGUGUGUUGGCUGCUCCACUGUGCUCUGUCAGCCUACAGGCGGAAAGACCAGGCUGACAGAGGGACGCUCCUUCAGGAAGAAGCAGCGCUGA